UUUCUUUCUUUCUUUCCAUAUUGAACUUCAAAAGGUGCGUUUGACGUGCACACGUGAGCCUGCUGGCACGUCAUCCAAAGCCGCUCAGGGAGGCCGGACCAGAGCACGUGAGCUAAUGGGGGGCACAUCCCCCGGUGUGCGAGCUUCCGCUUGAUUCGGCCAAUCGAAGAAGAGUGAGCUACGCUUAACAACGCCAUCUGCUGUCAAGCCUCCCUGCUUCAUGUCACCCCCCCUCCGCCGCCCACUCCCCCCCACCGUCCUAUGAACCAUCUGGGACCACCACUACUGCAUCACUGCUCCACCACAAACCGUGAAGAUGGCGUCCCGGACCAUGCAAGCGGCACGAUGCCCGACAGACGAGUUGUCGCUGACAAACUGCGCCGUGGUCAGCGAGAAGGAUCUGCAGUCCGGCCAACACGUGACUGUGAAGACCACACCCAACCACAAAUUUGUGUUCACGGUCAAGACCCACCACACCGUGGCGCCUGGUUCCAUUGCCUUCAGCCUGCCACAGCGAAAAUGGGCCGGUCUCUCCAUUGGCCAAGAAGUAGAAGUGUCCAACUACAACUUCGACAAGUCCAAGCAGUGCAUCGGUGCCAUGACCAUCGAGAUUGACUUCCUGCAGAAGAAGAGCACCGACUCCUCACCGUAUGACUCGGAUAAGAUGGCCGCCGAGUUCAUCCAGAAGUUCAACAGCCAGGGCUUUUCUGUCACGCAGCAGCUGGUCUUCAGUUUCUGCGACAAACUCUUUGGACUGGUUGUCAAAGACAUUGAGGCGAUGGAUGCCAGCAUCCUCAAAGGCGAAGCGGCCUCUGGAAAGAAACCGCAGAAGAUUGAUGUUGGGCUACUGGUGGGAAACAGUCAGGUGAUUUUUGAGAAGGCGGAGAGUUCAUCCUUGACACUUGUUGGUAAGGCAAAGACCAAGGAGGCACGUCAGACAAUCAUCAACCCGGACUGGAACUUUGAGAAAAUGGGCAUCGGAGGUCUGGAUAAGGAAUUCUCUGACAUUUUCCGGAGAGCUUUUGCUUCUCGGGUCUUCCCUCCGGACAUUGUUGAGCAGAUGGGCUGUAAGCACGUGAAGGGCAUCUUACUGUUUGGACCGCCGGGCUGUGGAAAAACCCUCAUGGCCAGGCAGAUUGGCAAAAUGCUGAACGCCCGCGAGCCAAAGAUCGUCAACGGCCCGGAAAUCCUCAACAAAUAUGUGGGCGAGUCUGAGGCCAACAUCCGCAAGUUGUUCGCUGAUGCGGAGGACGAGCAAAAGCGGCUGGGAGCCAACAGCGGCCUUCAUAUCAUCAUUUUUGAUGAGCUGGAUGCCAUUUGCAAGCAGAGAGGCACGGGUGCGAGCAGCACGGGCGUGCACGACACUGUGGUCAACCAGCUCCUCUCCAAGAUUGACGGCGUGGAGCAACUGAACAACAUCCUGGUCAUUGGGAUGACCAACAGGCCCGACCUGAUCGACGAUGCCCUCAUGAGGCCCGGCAGGUUUGAGGUCAAGAUGGAAAUCGGUCUUCCUGAUGAGAAAGGUCGCGUUCAGAUUCUCACCAUUCACACGAACAAGAUGCGAAGCUUCAAGCUGCUAGCGCAAGAUGUCAACAUACCAGAGCUGGCAGCUGAAACCAAAAAUUACAGCGGGGCGGAGCUGGAGGGGCUGGUCAGGGCUGCCCAGUCCACCGCCAUGAACCGACACAUCAAGGCUACAUCUACCGUCGAGGUUGACAUGGAGAGGGCAGAGAAGCUGCAGGUCACCAGAGAUGACUUCAUGGGAUCCCUCAACAAUGACAUUAAACCAGCAUUUGGUACAAACCAGGAGGAUUACUCCAGCUACAUCAUGAAUGGCAUCAUCAAAUGGGGCGACCCGGUUACCCAUGUCCUGGAUGAUGGAGAGCUGCUCGUACAGCAGACCAAGAACAGCGAUCGCACACCGCUGGUCGCUGUGCUGCUCGAGGGUCCGCCCCACAGUGGAAAAACAGCUUUGGCAGCCAAGAUUGCGGAGGACUCACAGUUCCCCUUCAUUAAGAUUUGUUCUCCAGACAAGAUGAUUGGACACUCAGAGAUUUCCAAGUGCCAGGCCAUCAAAAAGGUCUUUGAUGAUGCUUACAAAUCCCAGCUGAGCUGUGUGGUGGUUGAUGACAUCGAACGUCUGCUCGACUAUGUCCCAAUCGGACCGCGUUUCUCCAAUCUGGUUCUUCAAGCCUUGUUGGUGCUCCUGAAGAAGGCACCACCCAAGGGUCGGAAACUGCUGAUAAUUGGCACCACCAGCAGGAAGGACGUCCUCCAGGAGAUGGAGAUGCUGGACGCCUUCAGCACCACCAUCCACGUCCCUAACAUCUCGACCGGGGAGCAGCUUGUUGACGCUUUAGAGCUGCUGGGCAGCUUCACAGACAAAGAGAGGGCCAGCAUCGCACAGCAGCUGAAAGGAAAGCGAGUUUGGAUCGGCAUUAAGAAACUCCUCGUGCUUAUCGAGAUGUCGCUGCAGAUGGACCAAGAUUACCGAGUGACAAAGUUCCUGUCGCUGCUGCGAGAUGAGGGGGCGUUGAAUGAAGGCAAUCAAAUCCGCAUUUAAGCCGCCACUCAGUGGUUCCCACUGUGCACUGCGAUCGCAGCUUUUAUGAGUAGGCUGGCUUCGGAAAUGCAACGACUAUUUCAUCAUCAACAAGCCGCAAACAGGAUGAGGAAGAGGAGAAGAGCCCAUCAUGUUUGUCCACCAAGUCAUUCCUCCGUCCAUCUUUCUAAAUACACAAUCUGGUUAAAGACACCCCCCGCCCCCCUUUUCCCCGCAUGAUCCCAUAGGCAAUAUCUCGAUCACUGCCCACGUGUCACCCCCGUCACCAAAGUAUAUUUGUUGUCUUUACUGCAGUCUACAGGAAGUCGUACUGUCAUUGAAUUGUUAUCUGGAAAGAUACUGCAAGAGACGAUUGUUUAAAAAACAAAAAAAGUGGUUUUGUGCAUCGUGCUAAAGAAAAAAAGCAACAUGUGUUUUUAGCUUCUUGUGUAGUAGGUGUGGUAUUUGUUAUUGUCUUGCUAAGUUAUAGUCCUGGGGUGUCCAAACCUUUUUGUUGGAGGGCCGCGUGCAGAAAAGUGGAAGGAUGAAAGGAAAGUCAGUCAAGAAAGCAAUCCUACAUUGUUUGUAUUGUUCAUCAGUUUUCUGUUCAAGGUGUUCAGGCAAAUUCUCCCAAGUUAUACAUAUAUGCAUGUACAGGGAGAGAGCUGGCCACCGAGGAAUGGAUGGCAGGUCGCAAACGGCCUCCAUAGUUUGGACACCUCUGUUCUAGUCAGUCUGAUACUGUACAUACAAAGUAAGAAGGCAGGACACAGAGAAUGCAACUAAAACGGACAUAAAUAGCGCGCAGAUUAUUUUUGCUUCGUGGACUGUCGGAGGAUUGCAGUGACCAUGUCGUGGCUAAGCAAAACGUACUUUGUUCCCUGUGUAAAUGUUAAGCCUUUAAUUCUCUGUAACGUGUCCAUGGCUUCAGGUCAAUGUAAGGCCAACUUAAGCCCAAAGUACAUAGUGUAUAUAUAAACACAGGCAGUAUAUUGAGAAUCGUUGAAAUGAUCCAAGUUCUUUCCAAAUUACGUAUAGAGACAGACUAUAUAACAGUGCGAUUUGUGAUCCUUUGGUGUUCCGGAUAUCGUGACAUCAUCGGGCUAGUUAUAGUGGAAGUGAAUGUUGGAUUGUGGAGUGUCUGUUGUGUGCAGUUCAGUUCAGUUCAGUACAGUUU
Molecule: messenger RNA, 3719 nt
Organism: Hippocampus comes (tiger tail seahorse)
Lineage: Eukaryota; Metazoa; Chordata; Actinopteri; Syngnathiformes; Syngnathidae
Product: vesicle-fusing ATPase
Exons: 21
Coding region: 317-2563 (748 amino acids)
Biological process (GO): SNARE complex disassembly; Golgi to plasma membrane protein transport; intra-Golgi vesicle-mediated transport
Cellular component (GO): Golgi stack
Molecular function (GO): ATP binding; ATP hydrolysis activity
Source: RefSeq, a predicted model, not a curated record